This is a messenger RNA of Neocloeon triangulifer, 1760 nucleotides long. RefSeq lists its product as uncharacterized. Bases 4 to 1611 code for a protein of 535 amino acids. NCBI's taxonomy places the organism in Eukaryota, Metazoa, Arthropoda, Insecta, Ephemeroptera, Baetidae. Gene Ontology annotation, cellular component: external side of plasma membrane. The transcript is spliced from 15 exons. The record is from RefSeq and is a predicted model, not a curated record. Gene Ontology annotation, biological process: biological process involved in interspecies interaction between organisms. Gene Ontology annotation, molecular function: carbohydrate binding.
UUGAUGUUAUGUAAUACAGGAAGCACCGAAAUGCAGUGCCCAGUUUGCCCAGAAAUAUCAUGCAAACCAGACAGUUCCAUGACUGAUGGAAAUGGAAAGAUUUUAGUCGAUAUAAAAGAAGGAAAAUUGCGGUCAAUCAACAACAAAACUUACUUUUUCGGCGUCAGAUCGACCAAGGCAGACGACGCUGAAAGUGUAUGCUGCAAAUUGGGAAUGCGCCUAUUGGCGGUGGAAUCAUUUGACGAUAUAGCGAAUCUUCAAAAGCUCCACAAAGAUAUUUUUGAGGGGUACAACUUCUUCUGGACAAGCGGUCGUUUAUCAAGUGACUGCAACGAUGUGGUGGGUUGGUGCUCCACAGGGCGAACGUCUCCCAAAAACACGGUGUGGAAACAGCAAGCAACGUCCGUGUACGGUGAUUGCGCCAUACUGAAGCUUUACAAUGACGACGUUAAGAAAUGCGGCGUCGAUCGUAGCUCUUGCUCAAGUAAAAAUAAUUACAUUUGCGAGGCACCCGGUCUCAAGCAUGAAAUGAAAGACAAAGUGCGAGCUAGACAAGGACAAAAAUGCACCGCACCAACAUGCCCUGCGAUUAAUUGCACAAAAAACAACAUGUACUUCGAACCUCCAUCGUACACACGUUUAAAUCUGUCUGGAGAACUUGGUAGAAUUCAACUUGUUGGAAACCAAACGUACUUCAUCAGCAAAAUAAAACUGAGAUUCAAGGAGGCUUUAGACGCUUGCUGUGCCAUUGACAUGCGGCUCGUCAGCAUCGAGAAUCGAACCAAAGGCAAUCAGCUCGAGGACUACUUGGAAAUUAACGAGCAGUACUGGACGGGCGGUUCUGAUCUUGGUUGUGAGGGCAACUUUGGCUGGUGCGGUCAAGGAGGACAGGAGUUUGGCCGGAACAUUCCGUGGUUGUACUUGGAGCCGAACAAUGCCGAGGGGAACGAGCACUGCGUCAACAUUGAUAUGAUUGCCUGGGACAGCGUCAAGUUCACUUUGAACGACAACAACUGCGACAAAAUGAUGAAGUUCGUCUGCGAGUCCAAGAAGCCUGUACUUUUGGGAUCUGUAAUGACUACGGUCGCUCCACCCGUUGUCGUCACACUUGCUGAUUGCACCAGGGCCAUGUGUCCACAGCACGAUUGCAGAGAAUCGGACCCUGAGCUUAUGGAUGAUUUCGUCAAUGUGACUUUUGGUGAGCCAAAAACUGCGUGCGGUAGGACAAUGUAUUUGAGCAAGAACAGGGUCAGCUUUGCGGAUGCUAGCAAGGCGUGUCAUUGCUCUCUGAAACUGAAGCCCAUCACAAUCGAGACGGCGGAGGAUCAGGCUUGCAUCGCCGAAGUCAUUCAAAAGGAAUACCAAAAGAAAAACGCAACCGUCUGGACGUCCGCCAGUGACGACAUGUGUCCUGGCAAGUACACUUGGUGCGGCACCAACAAACUGAUGACCACUGACGCGCGAUGGCGUAAGGGCGAGCCCAGUUUGAACAACUGGCUGCAGGCCUGUGUGGCGCUCCACAUUGGCAACAACCAAACUCAACUCAAUGGACUCGCUGACUACAAGUGCAGUCGCAAAUUCCGAUUUAUUUGCGAGGUUAUGAAGAAAUAAUUAAAUACAUGCCAAAGGCUGGAUUAGGAUCUACUUACUACACAACAGUUUUCGCUUUUUUAGGAAUUGUUUGCUCAUGGCUUAUGUGGUUUCAGGAUUUUUAAUAAAAGUAAUAAAAUUUCAAAAGUGUAACAAUUGGCAAACAGAAA